This is a messenger RNA of Coccidioides posadasii C735 delta SOWgp, 1785 nucleotides long. The record is from RefSeq and is a predicted model, not a curated record. NCBI's taxonomy places the organism in Eukaryota, Fungi, Ascomycota, Eurotiomycetes, Onygenales, Onygenaceae.
AUGCCUAACGCAACGCCCUCCUCACCACCAAACAAUUUCACGUCUUCCGACGAAGCCAUUGCCUACUACAAAGCUCAGUAUGAACAGUUAGAACUGGAGUUGACCGAAUUCCAAGCUUCCAGUCGAGAACUGGAGACCGAGCUUGAGAAAGAUAUCGAAGCGUCCGAGAAACGGGAAAGGAAGUUAAAGGAGAAGGUGGAAAGCUUAGGAUACGAAGUGGAGGAAUGGAAGGUUAGAUCCACCGAUCUCAAACCGACAGCAUACUGUAUCUUGCGUGAAGUGACGAAGUACAAGCAGGCCAAGUCGGAGGCAAACUCGGCGCAAAACACGCUGCAGAAAGAGAUAACCACCCUCCGCGAAUCGAAUCGAUCACUUCAACUGAAACUGCGUGAUAUCGAGGUUGCAAAUGAUGACUUCGAACGCCAGGCUCGUCAUACCACAUCUUCCCUCGAGGACCUUGAAUCAAAGUACAACGUGGCGAUAGAACGAGGAGUGCUUUUGGAAGAAGAGAUUAAGAAUGGAGAGCAGGAACGUGAAUCGUUGCGCAUUGAGAACCAACGCCUUCGUGAUGAACUGUCCGAUCUGAAAGUCGAAACUCACAUCGUUCAGGAGAAGCUUCGCAAGGCGGAGGGCUUCAAGAGGAGGGGCAGGGAUUUUUCAAUCUCCUCAAGCAUCUCCAUUCUACAUCCUCUCGAAGAUGCAGAGCGCUCACCGACCGCGACCUCCACGUCCUCUCCUUCUAUUGCAACCCCACCGGCAAAGUCCGUGUCCUCUGUAAAUUCCGACGCCGUCACCCCGCCUUCGCCGCCUUGCUCCGAAAGGUCCAACGACGUGCGCAAGGUGCCGGCUACUCCAACGCUCUCUCGACCAAGGACGUCCAUUUCGGAGCUGAAGUCGUUUCAGAAACCUUCUCCACAGUCACGACCCCCGCGACACUCCCGCGGGCCCCCAGUGCCUCCGACAAAUAAACAGAACACGCCGACUUUGUAUUAUCGGCGGUCGAGCACAAACCCUCCCUCAUCUAAUAAUGCGAUGCCUAAGUCUGGCUCGCUGUACCAGAUACGUGGUCUCAUCGGCAAGAUGCAAAAACUAGAGGAAAGGGUCCAUUCAGCCAGGUCAAGGCUGCCCGCUCCCACUGGUACACCCCCAAAGGUAUCUCCGAGGACGAGCACAAUACUGGGUCAAACAUAUCUUCCUUCCACUGUCACAAUGAGAAAUGCAAGGAAGCGUGUGAGCAGCGGCCUUGCUGGCUCCCGGAACAGCGAUGCUACACCAUCUCGCGCCAGUCGGGGCUCAUUUGGCCUGCCACAACCAACGCCAUCUCGAUCCCGUAAUGCUGAUAGCCGGCCGAGCAGUCGCACUAGCGCGUCUAGCCGUUAUUCAGCCAGCCAGGGGUCUGGCCCUAUCCCCUUUCGUCGGUCGGAAAGCCGCCAAAGUUUCACCAGACCGCCGAUAACUUCGCAGACUCCCCCCACAGAAUCAGACGGUAGACGGCCGAGGUCGUCGCUGAGCAACUACAACCCUUCAACCAACAUGUCAUACAUAGACGAGGACGAUGCGAACAUCACGACCCCCACUCCCCGACCUGGCGGGGUCAACGGACGAGAGUUCCCACCAACAAGCAUCCCUACACCGGCAAGCCAUAGAAAGAGGCAGAGCGGGGGAUCAAGUGUGUCCGGUAUAUCUCAUGGACGGCGUAUCAGCUCGAGUUUAGACCGCCGAGAAGGUGAAAUGCUACCACCGGAGCGGAGAAAUGAAGCCAGUGCAUUAGGAGAGACAUACUAG